This is a messenger RNA of Prorocentrum cordatum, 930 nucleotides long. The record is from the annotation of a GenBank genome assembly. NCBI's taxonomy places the organism in Eukaryota, Dinophyceae, Prorocentrales, Prorocentraceae.
GUCUUGAAGCCGCUCGUCGACAGCAAGGGGAAGAGCUUCUUGAAGUACGACGAGCACGAGCAGGUCAUGAAAGCGGGGACUCUUCCAGACUUGAUUAAGCGAGCCCACGACUACCUCGAUAUCAUGCACGGCCUCCAAAACAACCUGUCCUUCAAGCGUGCGCAGAUCAAGUCGGUCGCGACCGCGAUCGCCAACGAGUACAAGGAGAAGUGGAAGCUCUCUGGGCCGAUGGUGAGGGACUACGCGAUCACGAUGGAGAGGCGGAUGUGCAACAUCCAUCAUGUCGUGGGCCAUGCCAUGAGGAAGAAAACGCCGCCAGGCUGGGUCAACGAGCUGCCUUGGAAGGACACCAAGGACACCAAGUCCAGCAAGCAGCAGAAGGACACCGAGGGCACCGAGUUCGCCUACGGCUUCAGAAAGGACCUGCUGCUGGCCUACAGGGCGCCCAUGGGACGGAACGGUCAGCCCACGAAGCGCCUGGAGUUGGCGCUGCCCCCCGACGUGGAAAAGUUGCAGAAGCUUCCUGCGACGCCGAAGCUUCCAGCAGUGUUUCCAGACGGCUCCGAGCACAGCUUCGACGAUGUAGCGGUUGGCCAGGUGAUCGAGAUGAUGGCGUCGAGGAGCUCAGCCCAGUCGGCCGAGGACGCCCUGUGGGAGAGCGAAACCAAAGGCACACACAAUAAGAUAACCAUCGAGCAGAGAGUGGACCGUGCGCUGCUGGCCAGCAUCUACGAGCAGACGAAACAGAUUGCUCAAGUUCGGCCUGAACAUUUUGGAAAACUUCCAGGAGAUCAGCCAUGCAGGGCGCCGAACAGCACCGAGGCGAUUCAAUUGACACGCGAGUUCUUGAUUCCGAUCGCGACAUGCUACUGCAACGGGAAGAUCACGGACAGCAAGGCUCUGAAGAUUGCGAUCAAGGAGAAGCUCAAG